This is a messenger RNA of Contarinia nasturtii (swede midge), 4536 nucleotides long. RefSeq lists its product as uncharacterized. The record is from RefSeq and is a predicted model, not a curated record. The transcript is spliced from 5 exons. NCBI's taxonomy places the organism in Eukaryota, Metazoa, Arthropoda, Insecta, Diptera, Cecidomyiidae. Gene Ontology annotation, molecular function: calmodulin binding. The coding region runs from base 224 to 832 and encodes 202 amino acids.
UAUCCAGUCAGUCGUUUACCAUCACUCACAUGUAGUGUCACUUGUGUUUGUUGCGUGUACUGUGAAUCAAUUCAUUUUGUUGUUCCGUUUCCACAAAGUGAGAUAAAGUGACAAGAAAAUUUUAUUUGAGAUUGGGAGCCACGAAAUUUAAUAUUUUAAUUUUGUGAAUCAACCAAGACAAAGCUGCAAGUGUGCGUGGUGCAAAAAAACAGUUCGAUACAGAAUGGGUUGUAAUACGAGCCAAGAGCAAAAAAGUGCGGUGACCGAAAACAAUGGUGAUAUCGAUACCAACAAUGAAACAAAUCAGAGCGCACGAAAUUCGGCGAAGAGUGAAAAGGCGUCGAAAAGCGCAAAAAGUGAAAAACUAAUAAACGGACACGACACCAAAUCCGACGACAAAGCAAACGAAGAGCAAGCAGCAACAAAGAUUCAAGCAGUUUUUCGUGGACACAAAGUACGCGCAAGCAUGAAGCAAGGAGAUUCAUCAAACAGCACCAAUACAAAGAACGCAACAUCAGCAACUGCCAUAAGUAAUGCAAGCAAUGAACCUGAGCCAACUGAAGAUGAAUUAAAAGCGGAGUUUCGGGAAGAUGAUAAAGAGCUAUGCGAUGCUGCCGUUCGUAUUCAGGCUGCAUUCCGUGGUCAUUUGGCUCGAAAGGUGAAAGAUGGCAGCGAACUUAAAGAUGAUAAAGAUCUACAGGAAAUCACUAAAAAAGUUGCCGAAGAGCUAGAUAUUGAUUUAAAUGAUCCGGAACUGAAUAAAGCGGCCACAAAAAUUCAAGCUUCAUUCCGAGGACAUAAAUUGCGGACAGAGGUUCGCAAAACCGACUAAAUUUUUUUGGACGCAUUCAACGCGUAAUUUAACGGUGUUAUUUUGAUAGCCCGGUGUUUUUUUUGUUCGGCGAGAAACACUUUCAUCAAUUUUCGCAAAAAAAAUUAUAAAAAUUAACAGAAACUAUGCAACAUCCAACAAAAACAAAAAAAUACAACCAAAAAAAACAAUGCAUUUUUAAAAUGCUGCACGAGAAAUUGCACUUCUUAUACUUUAUGUGGUUAGUGGUUCUUUUCUAAAAAAAAAGUAAUAAUAAUAAUAAAAUAAUUAAUGUCUAGAAUGUUCGUAUCAAUUAAAAAUUAGCUUGUUUUCCAACUGGAAGAGGACACACACUCACACACAUACAUACAAAAUGGCAGAACUUAUUAUGAAGAUGUAUACAUGAAAAUCUCUAUUUUUAAUACCGUUUUUUCUCCACAUAGAAUCAACACAAUAACACGAACGGCGCAUCCGAUUUCUUUUCCAUAUAAAUCUGAUUCACCAAUGAAAAGCGAACGAAAAAAAAACACACAAAAAAAGCAUCCAUUGCAUAUGUUUCCAAUAGUCCCAAUGGAAUUGCAGACAAACAGGUAGUAAAGACUUAUUUAAAUAAAAAUUUAAUCGGAGAAUCUGAAAAAAAUUAUUGUGGCCAUUGGUCUAAUUACAAUUUAUUCAACUAUCAUUGGUUUGAUGCGGCGACAAUUUGUUUCGAUUUAAUUGAAAAAUGGAAAAAAGAUAAACAUUUUAUGUGUCUAUUUUUAAAAUGAACAUGAGAAGAUGAAAAAAAAUUGAUUCCUCAAGUUGCAUUGAAUCAUUGAAUGCAGCAUAUCAAUUGAUGUGCAUUUAGUAAAUUUGACCCGAAUAUUUUAUCCAUAAAAUUUCAAAUGAAUUUUAUAAAUUACAUACACACACACAAACACAAUCACAAUUAUUUUAAACAUUUUAAUAGAAUUUGAACUUUCUAAUAAACAAACAAAUAUAUAUUUUCGUCUUAUUUCGAUUGAUUUUAUAGUACAUCCCAUUUAAGAAUUAAUAAAUCAGUCAAUUAUUGAUUCAACUGAUUGAAAUGUCACUGGAUGCAUAUAUCCAUGGUCAUUCGAAAUAGUUGAAAAAUUACUCUCUUUUGCGCACCGAAUUGCCGCAACGCUUUUGAAGCAUAAAAAUAAAGUGUGUAUUUUGGCAGAAGAAAUACUAAAUGCAUCAUUCAUGGCCAAAUGGACAAAAAUUCAAUUGCCAGCAGAAUCUAGGGGGAAUUAUCUAUAUGUUUAUACGGUUUAUACGCAAGUAUUUUUUACUGAAUAUACUACAAAAAGAUGAAGACAUCGCAAGUAUGCCGCAUAUACGCUGCAUAUUUGCGUAUAAACCACAUAUAUACGGAGUUAUUUGCAAAUAUUAUUUGCAAAUAUUCUUCCGUAUAUGCGGUUUAUAUUCUUAUACGCAGCAUAUUCGUAACUUAUUUUAUUCGAUAUUUUCCCCUAGAGCAGAAUGUAAAUCGAUAUAGCUAUUUCAUGCGAAGUAAUUUGAUUCGCUGCAAUUGACUGUUUCAAUUUUCAAAAUCAUUGCAAACAAUAUUGUGCGCAUUUUUUAUCCUCAUGAUGGCAGUUCCACUUGUUUCGCUUUUUUGUUGGUCAAUACAAACAAUUCAUUACAAAAACCAAAUGUUAUAACAUCCAUUUAUGAGUUGCUAUUUCACGAUGGUUGAGAACGAGAAAGGACGAGAAAAAAAAGUGUCUUGAUUUUAUAUCCUUGAUAUUGAUUCGAUAUUGUUGUAAGAAACAUAAUAAUAACAACGAAUAAUAUCAUAAAGUAAUGACUUUUCAUAAGACAUAUUUUUAUUAAUCGUAAAUGUACUUUUUCGCAUUUCCCAUCAUAAAAAGUUGAAAUGAACUACCAUUGAAGUUCGUUCUUUUUUUUUGCGUUCGUUGAGUAAACUUUAUAUGCACAAAUAUUAUUUGGGCAGCACGAACAACGCAAAUAAGUUUUCGUGUCAGUGUGUGCAUGCAAGCGUGCUUUGUGUAUUUUACGCAUGAAAGUAAAUCGAUGAAUUGCUAAACAACAUUAUGUACAACGCGUGAAAUAUUCAAAGCACACACACACUCAACGGCUGUUGAAAGCAACACCCGUGCAAAUAAUUUGAGAAUAUAAGAUUCAUUGGUCGACCAUAAAUGUGGUAAAAUUUGAUCAGAACAUUAUCUGGGCCAAUCUAUUGUGUGGUAUUAUUCGCUUCGUUUACGCUGUAUGUCUUUUCAUUCCAUUUUACUACAUUAACACGCGGUUAACGACUCUAGACUCAUUGAUCCUACCAUAUAUACAUAUAUAUGAUGUAUCAGAUCAAACAAAAUAUAAAAAAACGGGGUUUUUUAUGUGUGCAACAAGAGCAAACAUGAAAAAUUUCAUUCUCUUCAGAAAAUCAUGUUGAAGCUUUUAACCACAUUGAAUUAUUCUAUGCCUACAGGCAUACAAUACGCCCUAAAUCUAUCUUUUGAUCUAAACAAAUGCACUCCAAACACACUUCCAAACAAGCAUAUGGAAUUGGCAUCCCUUCCCAAAAUAUAUAUAUAUAUAUUUAUUUUGCAAACAAAAAGCUUUGUACAUUUCGUUUUUUUUUGUGUCUGUUAUAAUGUUUCCAUAGAUUAGAUUAAGUUUGAUUGUAGUGUGAUUAUUAAACUGUAGAGAUUGGCAAUCACAUUCACUCAACAGAAUAAAUUGGGCCUUGUGUCAACAAAACAAAAAAAAAAUAUUAAUGACAACAUAAUAUUGAUGAACCAGCCCGAUUCUUUUCUUCUUGUCAUUAUUUCGUUCCUUUUUAUUCGGUUCGGUGAGUGAAUGUGUAUGUGUGUGGCUAAAGAUAAUAUCGUUUUAUCAUUAACGUGUGUCUAAUGUUAAGAGAACUAACAUCAGUUAAGUCACCUUAUGUGUAAAAUCAUUUGCAAACAUGUUUAGAUUUUAGUAAUUAGUUGAAUAAACAAACCAAACAAACACAAAAAAAUAGAACACAAACCAAUCCAAACAAUUUGAUUUCAGUUUGAAGUUUUUGUUUUUUAUUUUUUUUUCUUUCAAAAGAUUAAGAUUGCGAGGCUUUCGUUGGUUUUGGGCUUUGAUUCAUCAAAAACCUGAAUAUUUUCAAUAAAUCAACAUGGGAUUCAUUUGAUUUCAUUGUUCUCUUUCAUGUGUAUGGACAUGGAUUUCUGAAGGGAAAUGUUUUAUUUCAUAUUUCAUUUGUUGUAAAUGUUCCAAAACGCUUUCAUUUCUCAAUCAAAUAUCAUUGGCAUUCGUGACAAAAACAAUUAUGUCAUUUACUAAAUUGUAAUCUAAUUUGAUCGGUGAACGUUUGCUAUGUCAACGCUUUACCAUUUUAUUUGUCAAAAUGUAUAUACAUACGUGCGUCCUAUAAUUAGGAAAAAAAAGAAGAAUUUCGUUUCAAUUUCGCUAUUUUUGCUGCUAAAAUUGUUCCCAUUACAACGACUUCGCAAUCAUCGCUACGUAGGUACCGAAUACAGUGCAGAUAAAUUGAUAAGUUUAACAUUUUAAAUGGAAACAAAUUUUCAAAUGAAUUACAAAUGAUGCUUUUAACUUAAAUCUAGAGCCCAAUUCAGAAAUAUAUUAUAUUAAAUUCAAUGAUUUAUGUAAAAAUAAAAUUAAAUAGGCAUAAAAACUAUAAAAAAAUUGAAACGGUUUAAAACCAAUAAAUUAAUUGGAAAAUGUAACAUCCUCACUGUCAAAAA